AUGGCCCCCUCCGACUCUGAGUCCGACUCGUACGACCCCAAGUUCUACACCGACCGACCGAUCGAAGACCAGCUCGAAACAGGCCUAGUACACACGGACGAAUGUAAUGCGGCUCGUGCUGAGGUCCUCGCGGACUAUGAGCGGAGGCUUUCGCCUCUUCCAGAGUCCUGUACCGGCACCUUGCUCGAGACCUGUCGCAACUGGGAUCGUAACUUGGACGGCCGAGACCCUACGUUGCACUAUGGGUUCUUCUUGACAUACGAUGAAGAAGAAGAGAUCGCGUCCAAACUCCUCGACGAGGGCCGCAUUGCGGAGGACCCGCACGCUCAUUGCACAAUCCUGGUCAGCGAUUAUCUCAACGACAGAUUGAACGAAAUCCUCGGCCAGGAUCCCGACGAACCCGACCUCGAUUUUCGGGAUGAGCUGACUGUGUCGACGCACAAAGAUCAUGACGUGUUCACCUUAUACACGACCGGUGCCGGAUGCGGCACGAUGCCGGACGACAUCGAGAAAGCUGUACGUCACUUCAAGGAAAUCGCUCCGCAACGGGAGCCGAUGUGGUACUUUGACCUGGACACGUACUCCCCUUCCCUAUUCAAAUUCAAACCUUUCAAGGCAGAGAAGGUGGUUGGUCCUGGGCUGGCUCCAUUCCUGCGCAGCGCCGACGACCAGUGA
This is a messenger RNA of Trametes versicolor FP-101664 SS1, 675 nucleotides long. RefSeq lists its product as uncharacterized. Bases 1 to 675 code for a protein of 224 amino acids. The transcript has 3 exons. The record is from RefSeq and is a predicted model, not a curated record. Lineage: Eukaryota; Fungi; Basidiomycota; Agaricomycetes; Polyporales; Polyporaceae.